Molecule: messenger RNA, 1167 nt
Organism: Guillardia theta CCMP2712
Lineage: Eukaryota; Cryptophyceae; Pyrenomonadales; Geminigeraceae
Exons: 8
Coding region: 1-1167 (388 amino acids)
Molecular function (GO): protein binding
Source: RefSeq, a predicted model, not a curated record
AUGAAAGCCGCUGUGUUCAAUCGGGCGAAAGCAAUUGAGGGAACUGGUGUGGGCCCAAACAUCUAUAUUUCAGAUGAGAAGGGUAAUAAGAUCUACGUGCUUGAUAGAUUCACCGGCACGGUAAUGAUUCUCUUCACCAUGUCAUCCAACACAACAGUUAAGGGCAAUGAUGUAGUGUCCCAGGUGACUUUGUUGGCGGGAACUGGAGAGGCAGGAUACAAAGAUGGCAUCGGGUCUUCCGCCAAGUUCAAGAGUCCUAGCGGGUUGGCUGUCCAGAGCCUUCGUACAGGUCUUUGCGUAUCAGACAGAGGAAACCAUGCCAUCCGCAUCAUCACAAGAGAAAGCCCCGACAAACCUGCUGUGGUAGAUACCGUCGCUGGAUCCGAUGACUCUGGUGCUGGAUUUGCAGAUGGAGAGGGUCCAAACGCCUUGUUCAACCAUCCUGAAGGCUUGGCCAUGUCACCCGAUGGUUCCUUCAUACUUGUUGCAGAUUCGGGAAAUCAUCGCAUUCGCAAAGUUCUGUUGAGCAAGGAGGACAAGAAUCUUGUUUCAACGAUAGCAGGAGGAAAUCAAAAUCGCAACGUGACAUACAGUCAAGGCUUCAACGAUGCUGACAAUGGUGUUAAUUCUUCCUUCAAUCGCCCAACUGAUGUGGCUUUCCUUCCAAAUGGUGAAGAGGUUUUAGUGGUUGACGCGGGAAAUCAUGCAAUCAGGAAGUUGACGCUCUCCACUGGAGCAGUCACGACAAUAGCAGGAAACGGAAACUCCGGAAGUGACAAUGGAUUUGGAACGAAUGCAACGUUCGAAUUUCCGAUGAGCAUUGUGAUAUCAGCCGGAGGCAAGUAUGCUUUCAUAGCUGAAAUGGAAGGGCAACGAAUCCGCCAGCUGCAUCUUAGCACCGGUCAAGUCACGACACUUGCAGGAACAGGAGAUGCAGGAUCUUCCGAUGGCACGUUCUUGAAGGCCAGCUUCAACAUGCCGUGCUCGCUCAACGUCAUCGAUUCUCGCAGAUUGAUGGUCCUUGACUAUGAGAAUUCUGCAAUUCGCGUGAUUGCUGUACAAGAGGACAACGAGAACAGCAUCCAAGACUACUGCGCGAUGCCUUCUAGCAUGGAUGAUAAUCUCGAGUUGAAAAUGAUGCUUUCAUCAUACAAUGAUGAAUUGUAG